AUGGCCGCCUCCACUGAGCCUAUAAGUCGUCAGCAGUCCACCUGUCAAACUGUUCUAUUGCCGACAGCCUCAGUGAAGGUUUACAACCCGAGCGGCGACCACUUAACGGUUCGAGCUCUAUUGGACUCGGGUUCCCAGCGUAGUGUGGCCUCUACUCGGUUGGUGGGAAGACUGGGGCUCCCCUGGAGCUCUGAAUCACGUCCGAUGGUAGGUAUCGGAGGUGCCGAGCCUCCUGCUCCUAGGGGACAAUCGGAGUUGGUGUUCAGCCCUGACAGCGAACACCUUCGUAUUUUAGUCAAGGUAAAUGUCCUCGACGACAUUGUAGGGUUCCUCCCUAACGUUCGUAUAAAUGACAGCGCUGUGCGCUGUGCGUCGGCUUUGAGACCGGCAGACCCUCGGUGGGCCCAACCGGGGCCGAUAGAUUUGUUACUGGGGGCCGACACGCUGGGUGCCCUCUUGUUAGGUGAGAUACGAGCUCUGCAGCCCAAUGGCCUGGCAGCCAUUUCCACGAUAUUUGGGCACAGCUUUUUUGGACCGGUUAUGUGGUCUCCUCCCUCUCCGACGGCCGACCCUCUCUCCGUCGUGGGCGUGUCCCUAUCGGACGCUGUCCAGCGAUUCUGGGACAUUGAGGAACCACCCCAUGCAGCUCGAGUCGACCCUCUGGACCGUGAGUGUGAGUUGUUCUACCAGAACAAUACCGGCCGGCGGGUUGACGGUCGGUUCGUCACUCGCUUACCCUUUCUGGACUCCCGCCCCUCUUUGGGUCAAUCCCGUGCUCUGGCCGAGAAGAGGUUGCUUUCCAUGGAGCGCCGCAUGCGGCGUGACCCAGCCUUUCGCGACAAAUAUGUCAAGUUCAUGCGCGAGUAUCAGGAGCUGGGUCACAUGUCACCGUCCAACUUCGAAUGGCGUUCACAUGAGCACUACUUCCUCCCUCACCAUGCGGUCUUGAGGACCCCUGAGAGUAAGAUUCGGGUAGUCUUUGACGGUUCCGCCCCCACAUCAAACGGUGUGUCCCUGAAUCAGUGUCUUCACUCGGGUCCUAAACUGAUCAAGGACAUAUCCGACAUCCUGACCCAAUUCCGUCGACACCAAGUGGUUUUUGUCGCGGACAUUCGGAUGAUGUUUCGCCAAUCGGUGGUACAUCGUGAUGACCGCCGAUAUCAGCUGAUAUUGUGGCGCGAGAAGCCCAGCGAUCCCAUACAGGUAUUUGAGUUGAACACCACCACUUAUGGACUCCGGUCCAGCCCGUAUAUCGCCAUGCGAACCCUCCUUGAACUCGCUGAGAGAGAGCGCCUGAGAUACGCUCGGGGAGCUUCUAUCUUAGAGACUUCGGUCUACAUGGACGACAUUUGUACGGGCGCUUCCACCGUCGAGGAGGCUCUGGUCUUGCGAGACGAAUUAAUUGCCAUCCUGAAGUCUGGAGGCUAUGAGUUGCGCAAGUGGCUGUCGAACUCCCCACACAUUUUGAGGGACCUCCCAGGAGAGGAUCAACAAGAUCCUCAUCUGUUCGAGCACCCUGAGAAUCCUAAUUUGCUGACUGUGCUGGGCAUUCAAUAUCAGCCUGUUCAGGACACCUUCACGUAUAGAGUAAAACUUGACCCACCUCCCAAAGCAUGGACCAAGCGCUCCGUGCUGUCUACAGUAGCUCGCACCUUCGACCCAAAUGGAUGGAUCACCCCGGUCAUCUUUUUGGCUAAGUGCUUUCUUCAAAAGCUCUGGAUGUCGGGGUUGGGUUGGGACGAGCCUAUUAGCGGGGUCCUCUUGCGAGAGUGGCUCUCCAUGCUCUCCUCCCUUCCGGACAUCAACCGGGUUUCCAUGCCAAGGUGCUUCCUACCUCCAGGGAAAUGCAGGGCUACCCUACAUGGGUUUUGCGACGCCUCUGAGAAGGGCUAUGCUGCUGUCGUAUAUUUGCGGACUGUGAGUUCCUCUGGGCAUACUGCAGUUCAUCUCGUACUCGCCAAAAGCAAGGUUGCUCCCAUUAGAUCCCGUUUAACUAUCCCUAAAUUGGAACUGUCCGGAGCCGCUCUUCUCACGCGGCUCCUCAACCACGUUCACUCGUCCUUGAAGCCUGUAAUCGACAUUACGGACGUCUACGCAUGGUCGGACAGUGAGAUAGUACUUUGUUGGCUCCGAGCCGCACCUCACAAUCUUGAGGUCUUUGUGGCGAACCGCGUGUCUCAAAUCCAGAGUUCUGAGACUUCUCUCCACUGGAGACAUGUCCCCGGGGAGUUGAAUCCCGCCGACUGCGCUUCCCGCGGCUGUGAGGCCCCCGCGCUGGUUGCCCACUCAUUGUGGUGGGGUCCCAGUUGGUUAUCUGAUCCUCAAUCCUUCUGGCCCCAGGGUAAUUACUCCGAACCUACUGAGUUGCCGGGCCUACGGGCCCGAGUAGGAGUGGGCAAGGAUAAGCCCACUCGGGAUCUCUCCCUUCUGGAACGGUACAGCUCUCUCGAUAAGCUCUUAGGAGUGACUGCUUGGCUGCGCCGCUUUGUCCACAAUUCGAGAGAUCCGUCCAACCGACUCUCUGAUUGCGUUUUGUCCCCUAGCGAGCGUCGGGAAGCCCUGAUGCAUUGGAUCCGUAUGGUCCAGACGGAGCAUUUUGAGCCCGUUAUCGAACACUUGAAGCGUGGCUCCGUUAUCAAGGGCGCUCUGGCCCGCCUGAACCUCUUUCUGGACGACGCUGGGAUGCUGCGCGUGGGCGGACGUUUGAAAAACUCUCAACUGCCGUGCGGGGCUCGACACCCGUUGCUGCUCCCUAAGGACGGCGCCCUUGUCCGGUUGCUGGUAACCCACCACCAUGUUAGGAAUGCCCACGCUGGGUGUAACGCCCUGUCGGCUAUUUUGCAGCGGGAGUUUUGGAUUUUGUCUGGUCGUCGCACCAUUCGGAGCGUCAUCUUUAAGUGCAUCCCCUGUUAUAAACUGAAGGCCCCCAUAUCGCAGCCUCUUAUGGGUGACUUGCCGCCCGACCGCGUCAGGGCCAUCCGACCAUUCGCUGGGGUCGGAACAGACUUCGCUGGCCCCUUCCUCGUCAAGUCCUCUAACCUUCGUAACGCGCGUUCAUGUAAGGCCUAUCUUUGCGUCUUCGUGUGCCUCUCCACUAAAGCCGUUCACUUGGAACUGGUGAGCGCCCUCAGCACGGAAGCCUUCUUGGCCACGCUUGGCCGUUUCGUGUCGCGGCGCGGCUUGCCGGACUUGAUCCGGUCUGACUGCGGGACGAAUUAUAAGGGCACGGAUAGGUAUCUCAAGGAGGUUGUCGAAUUUCUGUCCAGCCACCGGACUUAUUUAGGAAAUGCUAUGUCGAAAAGGGGCAUCCAGUGGAAAUUCGACCCUCCGGCGUGUCCCCACUGGGGCGGUAUUUUCGAGGCGGUGGUUAAGGUUGCCAAAACGCAUCUCCGUCGCGUUAUUGGUGAAGCCAUUUUGACGUUUGAGGAGCUCGCCACUGUAUUCUGUAAAAUUGAGGCGGUACUCAACUCUCGGCCCCUCUGUCCCCUCUCCUCUGACCCGAAUGAUUUGGAGGUUCUAACCCCGGGACACUUCCUGAUUGGCCAGCCUCUUAACGCUCUGCCCGAGUAUCCCUUCAGGGAAACGAGUGCUUCACGGCUUAGCAGGUUUGCCCUGCUGCAACAGAUGACUCAACGCUUUUGGCACCGAUGGUCUCUGGAGUACCUACAUCUUUUGCAGCAGCGCGUUAAGUGGUCUGACAAGACGGAGCCUCCUCGGGUGGGAGACCUCGUGUUGAUUAAAGAACCAAACGCGCUACCUUUGUAUUGGCGCCGUGGGCGCAUUGUUAAAUUGUCGUAUGGAACGGAUGGGGUGCCUAGAGUGGCCGAGGUUUUGGUCGGAGAUUCGGUCUUGCAACGGGCCGUCGCGACCUUGUCCCGUUUGCCAAUCUACUCGCGGACUUAA
This is a messenger RNA of Parnassius mnemosyne (clouded apollo), 3903 nucleotides long. The record is from the annotation of a GenBank genome assembly. NCBI's taxonomy places the organism in Eukaryota, Metazoa, Arthropoda, Insecta, Lepidoptera, Papilionidae.